This is a messenger RNA of Linum trigynum, 1246 nucleotides long. The record is from the annotation of a GenBank genome assembly. NCBI's taxonomy places the organism in Eukaryota, Viridiplantae, Streptophyta, Magnoliopsida, Malpighiales, Linaceae.
CGCCAAAAACUCUCUCCCACCACCAUAUCCUAAUCUCCUCCACGUGUUCUCUCUUUCACCUCCUCCAUCCUCCUUUCUCUAGCUCCAUCUACAAAGAAACCCAACAUGCAAACGCCUUCCUUGACCUACAUAUCCUCAGCCGAUGACCAACAACAAGAUGAUGAUUCCUUGCUCUUGCUUUCCCUCGCCCCUCCUGGCCAACAACCCAUCACCCAACCUUCCACAAAACCCAAUCACCACCACAUCUUCACCAACGAAACCACUUUCACCGCCAGUGGUGUAACAGUAGCUUUGCACAUCGGCCUUCCUCCACCACCACCAAACCCUAACCCUAAUAAUAACGCCUCCCCUCUUCCACUUGAGGGACAGUACUGGAUCCCUUCCCCUUCCCAAAUCCUCGUCGGCCCGACUCAGUUCUCCUGCCCCGUCUGCUCCAAGACCUUCAACCGUUACAACAACAUGCAGAUGCACAUGUGGGGCCACGGGUCUCAGUACCGAAAGGGCCCUGAUUCGCUUCGGGGAACGAAGCCGGCUUCCUCGAUGCUUCGUCUGCCGUGCUACUGCUGCGCCGAGGGGUGCAGAAACAACAUCGACCACCCGAGGUCGCGGCCGUUGAAGGACUUCAGGACACUGCAGACGCACUACAAGAGGAAGCACGGCGUCAAGCCGUUUGGGUGCAGGAAGUGCGGCAAGAGCUUUGCGGUGAGAGGGGAUUGGAGGACGCACGAGAAGAACUGCGGGAAGCUCUGGUUCUGCAUCUGUGGGUCGGAUUUCAAGCACAAGAGGUCGCUCAAGGACCAUGUUCGUGCUUUUGGGGACGGACAUUCUCCACAUACCGUGGAAGGGUAUGUGGAGAAUGGAGGAGAAGAUGAUGACGAUGAAGAAGAAGAAGAAGAUUGCAGUAAUGAUGAUGAUGAUGAAGAGGAAUAUUGUUAUCCACGUUUGGACAAUAACAAUGGUGGGCCGGCUCGUCAUCGUCAUAUUAUUAAUCGUGGUGGUCCGUUCCUCUACUAAUUAUUGACUGAUUUUCAAAUAUAAGUUAUUGGAGUAUUAUUAGUCAAAAUGGGUUUGGUCACUAAUUGUUGUAGUUAUUAUGAUGAAUAUAAGUCUGAAUCGAAGUUAAAAGCUUACGACAUUAACACUUCUGGAUCGGAUCGUCAAUACACGAUUCUUUCUACGUAGAAUCGUGAUUUUCAGCGACAAGUGAAGUCGAAAUCUCUACGCUUAAAAAACUCAGAUUUUUGUA